Molecule: messenger RNA, 7602 nt
Organism: Drosophila sulfurigaster albostrigata
Lineage: Eukaryota; Metazoa; Arthropoda; Insecta; Diptera; Drosophilidae
Gene: Tdg
Biological process (GO): base-excision repair, AP site formation
Cellular component (GO): nucleus
Molecular function (GO): mismatch base pair DNA N-glycosylase activity
Source: RefSeq, a predicted model, not a curated record
UAAAUGAGAAUGCAUAGUCGAAUUGUACGGUCGAUACCGCGGACGCUUGUCGUAAUAUACAUACGUACAUAUUUAAUAUACACCGUAUACAUAGUUUUGCAUAUGUGCGUGUCCUAAUAUAUACAACAUCAAUAGAUACAUGAACAUUGCUUGUAUUAUUACCAUUUGUGGCAUUUUGGAUUAGUCAGUCGGCGAUCUCUCCUCAAUGCAAAUAUUUGUAAAUAUUUUAUUUCAUCCGCAUUCGCGUUCUUGAAAGUGCCAUACAUACAACCUUUAUACAAAAAUACGUAAAUGUACUUUAUGUAAGAUUAUAAAUAUUUCAUAAUUAAUUUGUGCUCGAUUAAUAAAAGGAAUUACGGUAUACAUAAAAUACACACCUUCACAUAUUUCAUAUGGACUAUUUUAGAAUGUUCAUACACGGUGAAAACAAUAAUAGUGUACUAGUAAUUGAAAAACAGUAUACAUAUGUAUGUAUAUCUAUGUGUAUUGCACUCUUCACUCGUUCAAUUGUGUGAGUGUCCCAUACAUACGAGAUCUGAAAAUGUAAUGUACGGAUUAACUCGCGGUUAAGCUAAAACAUUGGGACAUUAGUAAAUAUUCAAGUGAGGAAUUGCAUUAAAGUGAAACAAGAAAGUGAAAAGAAUGCCUUAAUUGCAGUCACAGCUUAAUUAAAGGAGGAAAUGCAAUUAGCACGAAUUUUGGAAGAGAACACCCCGUUAUUAAGUAGUUCCUUCACGUUAUUAACAUUAGAAAUAACAGCGGCAAUAAUAAUUAUACAAAAAAUAGUAAUUUAUCCAUAUCGAAUAAAAUCGACACAACUGAAAAAUAGUAUUUUGCUUGUGCUAAAGGUCAUUGCGGAGCUCAGGCGUCAGCUGGGUAGGGCCUUUGUAUUGGCAAUCGGAGUUUCUGCUUCUGUUAUGGCAUCAAAUGCGGAGGAUCAUCUAGCAGCGCUGAAAAUACCAAUAAUCGAAUCAGCAUUGCCCGACAAAACGAAUGAAGAUACAUACUUGAAUUCUAAGAGUGAUCAUAAUAAACCACCGGCUAAUAAGAACAUUAAAUCUCGAAGUAGCCCCGAAGGAAGCGGAAGAACGGAUCCUAAACGCAAGAAAUUUGCUAUAGGAAAAAUAACAUUAGUAUCAAGAAUAGUAACAGUGAUGAUGAGGUGGAAUCUAAUAAAUAUAUUAAGGUUGAUGAUGAGGUUAGCAAUGAAAACAAACAGAAGCAUACCCUUUCUGCUUCCGCAAAUAGCCUAGACACUUACCGAAGUACAUAUGAUGAUAGUUCGCUGAUGCAAAUGAAUGGUAAGAAAAUAAAUAACUAUGCAAAGAAAGUUAGCAGAAUCAGCGGCAGUGAUGCAGGGUCAACGAGUCAUCACAUUUUACCCGCAACUAGUACGGAUUCUGUUGAGGUUGCUUCGGAUCGCAUAGAUGCACUUACAACUAUUGAAAAAGAAUACAUUGCCCCUGAACAGGCGCUGGUGACAAGUGUUGAAUUAGUUGUGCCUGCGUUAGUAAUUCCUCCAUCAAAUGCAUUAUCUUCAAUGGAUGCUGAAAGCUGUUUAAUGUCCACAUCACAGAAUAAGAAGAGUAAAUUACCCUAUAACACUGAUGCCAUUUUUAUUGAUAAAACCAAUGGUUGUGCCACAGACUCCUCCUCCGUCACCGAUUUAAAUGUGAGAAGACUUCCUGAUAAUUUAGCAAUAACUACAACAACAACAACGGGUGAUAUUUUGACACUAGAUUUGGGUUCAGCAACAACGACUACAGCAGCAGCAGUAGCAGGAACAACAACAACAAUAUGGGCUCCACAUGGGGCAUAUGAAAAUAAUAAUGAUAAUGUGUAUGAGAAACAAGACCGAUUACAUCUCAGCGCUGAAUCCGGUGGCCAAUAUUUUCCGCAUGCCGAUAUUUAUCGCACUCAACAACAACAACAAUUGCAUCAUCACCAACCACAAAGAGACACACAUCCUGCCGAACUUCUAUUGCAUAUUGGUGCAAAGGAAGCACUUGGAGUUGGCGUUGGUUUUGGACAAAUGAUUCCAACACUGCAACAUCAUCAUCAUCAUCAUUCAAAUCAGCAUCACACAUCAUCAGCACAUCAUCAUUAUGAGCAGCAACAGCAUCUAAACCAUCAACUUCCAAAUAAUAUGUAUGCCGAAAUGAUGCAACAACAACAGCACAACCAGCAACAACACUCUCUACAACUGUCACAUCAACAACAACAACCACAACAACAUCAUCUCCAUAGUUUUAAUGAACAACCCAUGCACUAUGCCAAUUACAGUCAGCAUUAUUCCCAUGAACCACAAGUAUUUGCCAUGCAACAUGCUCAUCCAAAUCAGUCGCAUCAAGAGCAGCAACCGCAACUCCAUCCGCAGGAGGAUCUCCAGCAGCAUACGGUACAGCAAUUACAGGAAACAUAUCAAGAUAUGAUUAUGGACGACUUCCAUGAGGAUCGUAGCUCAGCUUACAAAUUAACGCUCUCGCCAAAUAUUGCCAAGCCAGAGAACCAAGAUGAUGGCUAUGAAACAAGCGCUGGAGAUGUUCUGACGCCAAAUUCACACAGUUCAUCAAUUCAUUCGAUAACACCGCAGCUUCAAAUGCACCAUACCAAAACCAUAAGCACAAACAGCGCAGGCAUUGUUAUGAUGACUGGCAAUAUAUUGGCCAAUAUGAAACCGAAGGAAAGAAAGAAACACGAUCGUUUCAAUGGCAUGUCCGAAGCCGAGGUCAUUAAGCGAACCAUACCUGACCAUCUUUGUGAUAAUCUCGAUAUCGUUAUAGUGGGCAUCAAUCCUGGUCUGUUUGCCGCUUACAAAGGUCAUCAUUACGCCGGGCCUGGAAACCACUUUUGGAAGUGUCUCUAUCUGUCGGGCCUCACACAAGAGCAAAUGUGCUCCGAUGAUGAUCACACAUUAUUGAAACAUGGCAUAGGGUUUACCAAUAUGGUGGCGCGAGCCACAAAAGGAUCUGCUGAUUUGACACGCAAGGAAAUUAAAGAGGGAAGUCGCAUUUUGCUGGAGAAACUGCAGCGAUAUCGACCGAAAGUGGCAGUUUUCAACGGGAAGUUGAUAUUUGAAGUAUUUUCAGAAAAGGAAUUCCAUUUUGGUCGUCAGCCUGACCGUGUCGAUGGUACCGAUACCUAUGUUUGGGUAAUGCCUUCGUCAUCAGCACGAUGUGCACAACUGCCGCGAGCUGCUGACAAAGUGCCAUUUUAUACAGCUUUAAAAAGUUUCGAGACUUUAAACGGUCAAAUUCAGCACAUGGACGACUCCGAAUGUGUGUUCACGGAGCAAAGGAUACGACAAUGCUGCGAACAGCAGGAUCAGCCUCUCAAGGACAAUCCUUCCACGAAUUCGCAACACAAUUUCAUAGAUCAACAUUCUAAUCAUAUGUUUGCUGAUAAUAUUGGUGUUGAUGGGAGUAAUACAAAUAAUACUGACGGUGGUGGUGAAUGUGGCAAUAUUCAAUUUAACAAUCAAUUGACGAAUGUGAUUACCCAAGAUGGUUUUAUUUACGGUAACGAUCAAGGGCUAAGAAAUGCAUCAUCCUCACUUGGAGCACAGCAGCAACCAAACUACUUAGCCAUUUUAUCUAACCAUCCGACACCGGAAAAAAACGUGGGCGACCAAAAAGAUAAAAGAACCAGAUCUGGGGAUUUCCGAAGCUCAUAUAGUUGUAGGGUCAAAAGCAGGGGUGGUGGUGGCAUGUCCACAAUUCAUUCUCUGUCUAUGGAGCACAGCACAGAGUCACCCCAAGGAAGUCAUCAGGCGCCACCAAGCUUAUAUAAUACACCACCGCCAUCGCAUAUGUUAUACACAGCAUCGGCAUCGCCAAUGGCAUCGCCCGCCCUCAAUUGUAGCAGCUACUCGCAUUCGCAUGGUACGCCACCCGUCGUUGACAAUCAACAGAGUCAAGUGAAUGCUGCAGUUUCCAUUCGGGAUCAGCAAACGCAUCUGUGUGAGACGCCGCCACCCAGCUCACCAAAUCUUUGCACAGUAGUUGAUUUUGAUCCUCCAAGCGAGCGAUGUAACGGUGGCCACGAUGCAAGAAUUCUUCCGAUUGCAGCGACUCGUGAGGCAGUCGAUGUAAUUGGUGCUCAUCAGCAGAGUCAGCAGGAACAUUAUCAGCAAUGGCUAUCGUCCAACCAGCAUCAUCAGCAAUCUCUCCAGAAAUCUAUGCAAACCACAUCGCAGUCUUCGUCUGACGUCGUUGCUCAUUAUUCGCAGCCAUCUGCAAUAGGGUCUUCGGUGUCUUAUCAGCCACAGGCGCAGCUCACGCCCCAGGCAACCGGGGAACCAGAUUGGCAUCGUUACGAAACAAAUAGAUCCUACAUGUUGCCCUCACCGCAUCAACAACAACAAGAACACCAGAACAUUAAUUUAAGCACACAAUUAAGCAAUAAUCAAAGCCAGUUUACAACUGAUGUCACACAUAAAAGUCUUUCUGGCUUAGAGUCCCUAGUGGAUCAAAUACCAGCAAUAAGUGAUCACGAAUCGAACACAAUAUCAACAGCAACGGCAGCCGCAGCAGCAGCGGCAGUCGAAAGUCGUUUGCUAGGAUUGCAGCAACAGCAGCAGCACCAUAAACGUUGUCUGCCUGUUGACAACGAAGAGUCACCCGCGCAGCAAUUGGGCAAUGACAAUAAUAGCAACGAUAGCAAUGUCAUAAGCAAUAACUUCUCAGUAAGCAGCUUAGCUGCCUCAUCUGCGACGAGCAACGAGCACAACCACAUGAACAAUCAUUACAAAAUAGAGUCAGCCAACUUAAACAACCUGAACAUAAGCAGUGGUAGCAGUGAUGCUUACCCGUGUCAUAGUUCAACUAGUUAUUCGCAUUCGCAUACAAAUCAUUUGAUCAGCGCUGCUUUGGCAGCAGCAAGUCAACAGCCAACGACGCAACAUCCUGUUCCAUCACAUCCACAUCCCCAAAUGUAUGUAGAUCAUGCGCACAUCACAACAAUGUAUGCUUCACCUUAUGGGCCACAGCAUACCACAGCAACAAGCCAAGACUACGCAAGUCAUGUGGCGCCAUAUGGCACAAUGCCGAGUGCUGCAGGUCAAACAUUGCAUGUGCCUAGCCCCAACUAUGCGUACGCCCACUACGGCCACACCACAACGCCACAGGCUCAAUAUCCAGGAUUUUCACAUAGUCAUGCACAUCCCCAUACACAUCAUCACCAUGCUCACCCACUUCCGCAUCAUGGCCAUGCAACGCAUCACUUAACCGUAUUUGAGCGACUCAAGCCGUCCGACAUUAGUGGCUAUAGUGGAUUCUGAGGACAGAAUUAAAGGGAAACACAACACAAUUAUACAUUUAAUCAAGAUGAAAACGCACAAAUCUAUCGCAUUCGAUAAAUAAGCAAUGUCAUAUAUGUACUUGCAAUCAUGUGAGUGGGCUUUCCUGGUUAUGUUGUGUAUUUUGAGCUUAAUUUUCAUUCUCUGUUUAUAUGGGUAAAUCCAUGACGGAAUUUGUACCGUGAGAGGCUCUUUACAUUGAAAAUAACAUAACCUGAAACAAUUUGAAAAAUAAGUGAAUGUUAUUCUUACAGCUUUAGAUAAGUUCUAUAUUUAGAGCUAUGAUUGAUUUUAGGAAUUUGUUCUGUUUUCCGAUAAAAUAUAUAAAUUCCAUAAUUUUUUGGUUUGCGUACGAAUUUGUUAAUUUAUGCAAUUAUAAGAACAAAAACAAAACAGAAAGAAAAUUCCAAAACUAUUCUUAGCUCUAAGUACUCAUCUAGAGCUAUAAACAUAACCCUUUCUUAUUUUUAAAAUUGUUUCAGUUUAUGUUAUUUUCGCUGUAAAGAGUCUCGCACGGGACAAAUUCCGUCAUGGAUAUUUUACAUAUGGUAUGUCAAAAUUUGUACCACUGGUGUCUGGCUAUUAUUUGCCGCAUCAUUGACAUCUUAAUGACAGUCUCGUCUUGACGACGCUCUACUACUUUAGCGAUGUCGCUCGUUUUUACUUUUUAUCGAAUAGUAUAUAUUCUAUCGAUUAAUUAAGAUAACCAAAUACUCCGCCGAAUACGUAUAUACAUUUAUUUUAUAACUAUACAGAUCGAUAAACGGACAUUAUCAUUAAUCACUUGUAUAUGCAUCAAUAUAUUAGUUAAUAUUAGAAUUAUACGUAUAAUAAUUUGCUCUAUGACGUACAUACGUACAUAAGUGAAAGAAGUCUGCAUAAUAUGUAUGAAUCUUAUCAAUAAAAUUCAAUUUACGUAAGCAUCGUAAGAACAUCCUUAUAGUAAAUAGAUACAAAAAAUACAUUAUCCGAUUUUUCAAUAGACUCUAAGUGAAGAGAAAAAGCUAAAGCAAAACAAAAGCUAUGUUAAUACUAGCUAGUUAUUCUAGUACCUAGAAAGUUAAUUGCAAACUAGAGACUAAACAAAGAGAUGCAUUAUGUGUUUUACUUUUCAUUUAUUUAUUUCGCUUUUAACAGUUUGAAUUGCAAAGCUUGGUUGCUUCUUAUUGACUUCUAAAGGGAUUCGACCUAUUAAUAAGCUUUUGAUCUCAGACGAUAUUUUUUCAGUUAAAUCCGUAAAUUAUGAAAAUUUAUGAUAACUUAAUAAAUUAACUUUUAUGAACCAAGUAAUAUAUUAAUAGGUUUCUUUGAAAGUGCUGGUGAAAUACCAUAAAAUUCUCCGAGAUCAGCUUUAACUGGUUUAUAAUGAUACUACUACCAUUUAUGUAACGUUCUACUUACUAUAUGUCAAUGAUCAUAGAAAAUGCUUAUAGAGUUCAUUGAGAUAAUAUUUGAAUGUAAUAAGUAUAGUAUUUGAUACCGCGAUAUUUUCAAAUGAAUAUGUAGCAAAAUUAAGAAUAUUUUGAUACGUUGAAAUUAUUUGCUGAUGUUCUUUUUAUAAAUGAAUACGGUGCUAAAAUUAAAUUUUUUUUGAGUUUUUAUGCAUUUGUACAUACAUACGCACACCCAAAGUUUUAAUGUAAAAUGCAAUAUUCUAUAUUGUCAAUACUUGUCUAAACUUGCACAUCUUUUGCGCGUGAUUUAAUACGGCAUAUUUAUUAAGAUAUCCAUAGCAUUUAAUUGUUCUGUAUUCUACUCAUUGUUUUUAAUUUCAGUUUAAUACAUGAUUUGGGUUAUUUAAAUUUGAAAUUUCCUACUUAAAUGGUUUGCAAGAGGGAGUAACAUCGAAGUUAUUAUGCUGUGCUAAAAUUAUAAACUUAUUAUAUUCAUAUAUUUAUAUAUACAUAUAUGCAUAAUUAUCUAAGUAUAACUGAACGAAUUUGAUACUAAUUGGGUAAUAAUACUAUAAUACAUAUUAUAAAUCUUUUCAUAGGUCCUUCUACUCAUAUGUAUGUGAUUAUAUAAGUAAAAGGAAUAUAUAUUUCCCUUAUUAACAACUCAACAAAUGCAUGAGUUAGUUCAAGUAUGUCCCGAAGUUAUGCGCGUUUUAUUAUUUAAUAGUGUAUUUUAAUAUUCAACUUGCACGUUGUCAAUAAGCAUAUAAAAAAUUCUAUGUAAGUCCUUGAUCAUAAAUUUAAAUUGGUUAUACUAAAUAGUAACGGAAGUCUUUCAAUAAAAAAAUAUAUGAAUUAAAAGUAAAUUAAACCAAUUUAAGAGGUGCAAUAAAUGAAAUACAAAUAUCUAUA